AUGUCUCAAAUUCGUAAAGGUACAUCCGCAUCAAGUCCCGAUUUUCGUAACAUAAAUGUGAAUUCAACAAAUCCUUUGUCUGAUAUAUCUAAUGAUAUGUCCUUAAAGUAUUUGUUAUCAAACAAAUCUGAAGCUGUUGAAAGAACAAAAGCUAAAAGAAUAUAUUCCAAUAGUAAAAGAUUCAAUACAAUCUCAUCGCAGAGUCAAUCCACACUAAAUUAUUCAACUCCUAAUAAUAAAGAAUAUUUAAGUGCAUCCACAUCUCCCAUGGGCUCAAACACUUCUUUUACGAUAACUGAGUCAACUUUUGAUGUUCAGAUCAUUGAGGAACUUACACUUAUGUUAGACACUAACAACGCUUUGGUUAAAAGUUAUAGACAAGCUAGAAACUGUUUAAAUGAAAACCCUUACAUCGACUUGAAGCUUUCUCUUAUUGGUAAAAGAUCCAAAGAUGGUAGAACAUAUAACCUUCCUGAAGCUUCUGAAGUUGCUGCAUUAGUUAUUGGAGAUCUGACUCAAUCUGUUGAAAAUCAUGAUAUAGUAGUGAAAACAAGAUCUGGUCAGGUUGAGCACAUAAGUGAAUUACAUCCUUCUUAUCUUUCUCUACAAUACCCUCUUCUAUUUCCAUAUGGAGAUGAUAUGUACAGAGUUGACAUUCUUCAAAGAGGUCUCAAUCUAGACACGAAGAGCAAACGUCCAAUGUGUACUAUGCGUGAGUUCUUUGCAUAUAGAUUACAAGAUUGUGUCGAUAAGUUUUCUGUUAUUCAUAAUGCAAAACGACUUUUCCAACAUUUUGUUGUUGAUGCUUACACUAUGAUGGAGAGUGAAAGGUUGUUUUACAUACGGCGACAACAAACGCAUUUGAGGUCAGAAACUGUUCAGAAUAUACAAAAUGCAAAUAAUGCUAGAAAAAAAAGAUAUGUCAAAAAUUGGAACACGUAUCUUUAUUCCAUCUUCGUUCACUGGCGGUUCUCGAAUAUGAUGCAAAAUUACUUAGAUGCAAUGUCAUUGUGCAAAUGGUUUGGGUAUCCAGAUUUUUUCAUUACUAUUACAUGUAAUCCAAUAUGGCUGGAAGUUCAAAGGUUUUUAAAAGAUACGACGAUAAGGCCUGAAGAUAGACCGGACAUUUUGUGUCGAAUUUUCAAGAUAAAACUAGAUUCCAUAACAAAAGACUUGAACGAAGGCAAGUUGCUGGGCAGAGUUAAUUCUGUUGUCUAUACUGUUGAAUUUCAAAAACGCGGUCUUCCUCAUGCACACAUAUGUGUAUUCAUGCAUGCUGACAGCAAGAUACGAUAUCCAAUCAUUUCUGCCGAAAUUCCAGACAUAGCCGAGGAUCCAGAGUUAUAUAAACUUGUGGUAGACUACAUGAUUCAUGGUCCGUGUGGUGCUCUCAAUAUGAAUUGUCCUUGCAUGGUCGAUCGUAAGUGUUCCAAGAAGUUUCCUAAAAAAUUUGUUAACGAAACAUGUUUGGAUAAAAAAGGAUUUCCAGUUUAUUGUAGAAGGGAUUCUGGCCUAUCUGUUGUUAAAUCACGCGUGAACGUAGACAAUAGAUAUGUUGUUCCAUAUAGUAAAGUGAUGUUAAAAAGAUACCAGGCACAUAUUAAUGUUGAAUGGUGCAAUCAAGGUGGUUCUAUCAAAUAUUUGUUCAAGUACAUUAACAAAGGCCCAGAUAUAACUACUCUUAAAGUUGUUGAAAGUGGAAAUCAGGAUGAGCAGGAACCUGUAGUCGAUGAGAUAGAAAAGUAUUACGAUUGUCGGUAUAUUUCUGCAUGCGAAUCUGCUUGGAGGAUCUUUUCCUAUGAUAUUCAUUAUCAAUAUCCUGCAGUUACUCGAUUGCCGUUUCAUUUACCUGGUCAGCAAAACGUAGUAUAUGGUGCAUACAAUGACAUUGACGAGGUUCUUAACAAACCAUCUGUUGCUUCUACUAUGUUCUUAUCUUGGAUGAAGUGUAAUGAAAGAUUACCUGAGGCACGUGAGCUUACUUAUGUUGAGUUUCCUUCAAAGGACGCAUGUCAUGCGCUAGGGCUUUUGGAUGAUGACAACGAGUACAUUGAAGCUAUUAAAGAAGAUUUACAUUACUCUGACGAAGAAAUAAAGAAUUUGGCAUUGUUAGAGAUUGAGAAAUUCUUACUUCGUAAUAACUCAUCGCUGAGGAACUAUUCAAAUAUGCCUUACCCUGAUGAUGAGUCUAUUUCUUCCUCUAACAAUCGAUUGAUCAACGAGGAGUUAUCUUAUGACCAAAAUACUAUGGAAGACGAGUUGAAUAGUAUGUUAGUACUUUUAACAGAUGAGCAACGUAAUGUUUUUGAUCAGAUUAUGGAAUCUGUUAUAACGAACAAAGGCAGUGUGUUUUUUCUUUACGGAUAUGGUGGCACCGGUCGAACAACACAUUCUCGGUUUUCCAUCCCUCUGAAUCUAAAUGAGGAUUCUCUUUUCCGCAUGAAGCCUGGAUCUGAAGUUGCGUAUUGA
Messenger RNA from Helianthus annuus (common sunflower), 2469 nucleotides. RefSeq lists its product as uncharacterized. Gene Ontology annotation, biological process: DNA repair; telomere maintenance. The transcript is spliced from 7 exons. Lineage: Eukaryota; Viridiplantae; Streptophyta; Magnoliopsida; Asterales; Asteraceae. The record is from RefSeq and is a predicted model, not a curated record. Gene Ontology annotation, molecular function: DNA helicase activity. Bases 1 to 2469 code for a protein of 822 amino acids.